Molecule: messenger RNA, 870 nt
Organism: Phytophthora sojae
Lineage: Eukaryota; Oomycota; Peronosporomycetes; Peronosporales; Peronosporaceae
Exons: 4
Coding region: 1-870 (289 amino acids)
Biological process (GO): peptidyl-L-cysteine S-palmitoylation; protein targeting to membrane
Cellular component (GO): endoplasmic reticulum; Golgi apparatus
Molecular function (GO): protein-cysteine S-palmitoyltransferase activity
Source: RefSeq, a predicted model, not a curated record
AUGCCGCCGUCGCGCCACGCCCGGAAGCGCCCGCUGUGGUUCGUGUGGGACCCGGCGGGCAUCGUCAUCGCGGCCUUCGCGUGGGUGCUGCUCUUCGCGCUGCUGGGGGCCGUGCUCACGUCCAUCUCGCAGUGGGUGGGGCUGCUGUCGCUCAUGGGGGCGACCGAGGGCCUCUGGUUCACGGGGCUCUUCGCCAUGUGCCUCUGGUGCCACGUCGUGGUGGCCACCAGCAACCCGGGCACGGAGGUGGAGGAGGAGAUGCUUCUCAACGAGUACGAGGAGACGGAGGACGACGGCUCGCUGCUCAUCUACUGCGACGAGUGCGAGAUCUACCGACCGACAAGGGCAAUGCACUGUCACACGUGCGAGCGGUGCAUCGUACUGCAAGACCAUCAUUGCCCGUGGGUGAACAACUGCGUGGGCAUCGGCAACCAGAAGGCGUUCCUGCUGAUGCUGCUGUACGUGACGGCCACGAGUGUGCAGGCGGCGCUGCUGGUGCUGAUGCAGUACAUCAUGUGCUCGCGGGGCAAGUACUCGUGCGGCCUGCAGAACGACCAGUUCCCGGGCAAGUUGGGCGGCUGGAUCCUUGCGGCCGCGGCCGUGUUCGGGCUCUUUUGCUCGCUCAUGCUGGCCAUGGAGCUGUACAAUAUAUAUCAGGACCCACUGUUCACGAUGAUCGCCAACCAGCUCUCGGCCCGCCGCGGCGGCGACAAGUCGCAGUCAACACUGGAGCGGCAUCUGAGUGUCAUCUGCGGGACAGACGGCAUGCGGGCGUCGUGGUUCUUUCCUCCGCCCGAGCGGCGCGCGCUGCACGACAUGGAGAUUGUGCAGGGCUUCCGGUGUCGCCCCGAGGAUGCGGACGUCUGCUAG